AUGGCGCAGAUGGUGCAAAUGUCCCAAGUAGUUCAGCCUCACCGACCUCUCCCUCAGCCCCUGCAGAUCUCGUUUGAACGUUUUCGUGCCACCCUCGGUGUUGACGAGCAAGCGCAGUUUCAACACACACAGUUCGAAGACGUUGUUUCCGAGGUCCAACGGCUGGAACGGAAGCAAGCGGCUUCCAGUCGCACCCGCAAGAUCCAGUCCCGGAUUGGACCCUUCCUGGACUUUCUCGAGCGGUAUGGGCGAGCCCUGGACUCGGCGACGCAGGCGCGACCUGUACCAUUCUCCCUCGUGUGGGGGUUGGUUUCUUCAGCCCAUUCCCAGUAUCUGGAGAGGUUGAUCCAUGCAAUCGAAGAUAUCAGCGAUAAAGUCUCACUCUAUGCCGAGUACGAGAAGCUUCUCAAGGGCCAUGUUCGUUUCCAGGCCGCACUGGCAGAGGUAUACUAUGAUACCCUGGUGUUUCUGCACAAAGCAAAGACUGUAUUUUCCAAACGCGGCCUCAGCUUGCUUUGGAGAAACGUCUGGCGAACGUUCGACCUUGAUUUCCGUGACACUCUCAGAGCUCUUUCUCGACACACGCUCGUUUUAGAUAACGAGAUCGCGCUAUCAAACGACACCAAAGUUGUUGACCUCUGGAAAGGGUAUCUGGAGGCGCGGCAGAACAUUUCGAGGUGGCUGUCUCCAGCCGAUGCACAAGAUGACUUCCUCAGAGAAUCGAAUCGGCGAAUCUCGUCGUGCGGCCAAUGGCUCCUUGAUCACCAUCUCUUCCGAGAGUGGUGCCAAUCCAUCGACAACCGCAUCUUGUGGAUUGUCGGACCACCAGGCUCGGGUAAGACGGUCCUAAGUACUUCCAUAAUCGAGCACAUCCAAACCUCUCGAAAUGCUCAUGAGCUCAAACCUGUUGCCUUCUUUUACUGUUCCCAAAAUUCUCAGCAGAACCGGACCACCAUCUCCAUCCUGGCCACCUUGAUCGCACAAAUAAUAGCCCAGUUUGAAGACCUGCCAGAGGUGGUGCUCGAAUCCUACAACAGGUCGACGAAAUGCGCGAGGCCUCGACUUUCAAUGGCCGACCAACCUCUCCUCCUCAUCACGUCUCUCUGUGGCCUCCUAGAUGAAAUCUAUAUCUUGAUAGAUGGGUUAGACGAGGCCGAGAGCCCGGACGAGGUACUGCGGGACAUCCUCGCACUCACCGGGUCUACAGUGACUAUUCGCACCUUGAUAUUGAGCAGAGACUUACCUCGAUUAACCAGGCGACUUGGUUCUCAUCCACACUCCAUCUUGAAAAUAAAGUCGAGAGACACAAGAGCUGACAUUGACAUGUUCGUCACAAGUCAAUUGUCCAAGCUCGACUUUGUUGAUGCGGAAUUGCAUGACAAAAUGUUUGCUAAACUCUCCCAAGGAGCAGAUGGCAUGUUCCUCUGGGCCAGCCUUCUUUUACAGUCUUUGACGUCAGCGACGAGCACCUACGAUGCGAUGGAUAUAAUCUCCAACCACCCGGUGGGCUUGAAUUUGACCUACAACGCCAUCUUGGAACGAUUCAAAACAAGGUCCCGCCAAAGUCAAAGGCUCACUAAGAGAUUCUUGACCUGGAUGUGUUGCGCCGCCCGCCCAGUCGGUUGGAAUGAGUUGACAGCAGCCUUGGCUGUUGGCAGGAUCGAAAAGAUGCCAUUUAAAGAGGCGAUGCUGGAAAUUUGCAGUCCUCUGGUUGAAUACCUCCCAGACCAGGAUAUCUUCAGAUUUGUACACAUUUCCGUUCGGGAAUUUCUGUUGGAUGUGACCGAAGAUCAUUCUGCGCAAGAAAGUGACGACGGAUCGAGCUUGCCCUUUCGAAAGGCAGAUGGCCACUCUCAUAUUGCAAAUGUAUGUCUCAGGUACCUUCUCCAGGCUGCCGAGAUGGAGACCAACCUCGCAACCGACGUCUUAUUCCCGUUAUCUGAAUACGCCAUGUCCUUCUGGGCGUACCACCUGGUACGAUCCAGAUAUGAACCCGAGCUCGAUGAGAUGAUGCACAGCUACUUGGCAUGCCGUCGACGUCGCUUAAGCUGGAUCGAGCGGCAACUGUUUGGUGAAGCAUCAGUCUUCCCUUUGCAACACCUGGUCAAACUCCAAAAACAGCUCUGCAAAUGGGCAUCCGCGGGGCAGCGGGAGCGCGAUGAUCGCCUAGAUUGGAUUCGAGAUGUUGAGCAGAUCUUAUUGGAUGUAGAGAACGUCGAAGAACAGCAAGAUUUCGGCUCAGAGACAGACAGCACCGGCAGAGCCAAGGUAACGUACUUUGAAAAGCUGAUGGUCAUCAGAGACCUCUCCCGAGAAUAUACCAUGAGCAACAGGCUCGAUCAAGGUGAGAGAUGGAUGACCGAGGCUCUGCGGAGGAAACAGGAAUCUCCCCAGCAGGACGAGCUGUCGACGGUUUGGUUGUUGAACAGCUUGGGAAUUAUAUACGACCAACAGCAGAAAGUCGAGCUGGCAGCUUCUACGCAAGAGAAGGCACUCGCGAUCCAGGAGAAGCAUCUGGGAACUAGCCAUCCGGAAACAAUCUGGACGGUCAACGAGCUUGGCCGUAUGUAUAGACACUUGAAGCGCACUCCAGACUCCAUCUCGAUGCAUCUGCGAGCACUUGCCGUCUUGGAGACGUCUGGAGACGAAUUGCAAGUGGCUUGGACCUUGAACACACUGGCACGAGCGUAUCGACAACUGGGGGACCCCGUGACUGCAAUAUCACGCCACAGAGAGGCCAUUGCCAUUCAGGAGAAGCUCCUCGGUGCCGACCAUCCUCACGUCCUCUGGGCCACGGCUGACAUAGGCCGAUGCUACCGCGACCAAGGAAGAUUUGUCGAAAGUGCACAGCACCACCGCAUCUGCCUUGAGGGACGGGAAAGAGUCCUGGGCAUGGACCAUCACGAUACCCUUUGGGCAAUCAACGACCUGGCCUUUGUCGUGGAGGAAUUUGACAAAGUUGAAGCCAGGAAAUUGCACCAGCAGGCAUUAGCUGGCCAGACUCUUCUUCUCGGCGUCUCCCACCGUGACACGGUCUGGACUAGAGCGCAGAUCGAGAAGCUUGAGGCUCAGAUGCUGGCUUCGAAACUCGCCGCAGCACAGGCUGCAUAUCCCGGCGGUCCUCCUGUACCCGGCGGUGCCCCUCCCCCUGGAGGUGCUCCCGGUGGUGGCUACCCUGGUCAGCAGCAAUAUCAAGCAUAUCCAGGUGGUCCUCCAGCUUCUGGCCCUGGUGCUGGUGCUGGAGCUGGUGCUGGGGCUCCCAGACCAGGUCAACCGUUCUCUCGCAUCGCGCAGCAAACUCAGCCAGGAGCUGCAUAUCCUGGUGCACCAACCCCGCAGCCACCGUACCCCUCUCAACCGCCGUAUCAGCAGCAACAGCCACAACCGCCUCCGUCACCUUAUAAUCAGCCUGCGGUUCCUCCUCGACCUAGUGCAUCUCCUCAACCUUACCAGCCUCCGCAGUGGCAAGCGCCUCAACAGCAAUCGCAACAGCCGCCGUAUGGUCAACAGCUAGGUGUCCCCCAGCAGCAGGGGGGGUAUCAGUCACCGCAGCCAGCAUAUCAAUCCUAUCAAUCGCAGUAUCAACAACCACAGAAUCAAUACGGACAACAGCAGUACCAGCAGCAGCAGCAACCAACUGGUGGAUAUGGAUAUGGACAACAACCUCCAUACCCUGGCGGCCCCUCUCCUGGUGGUCCUCCUCAACAAUAUGGCGGCGGCCCUCCCCCUCAGCAGUACGGCGGUGCUCCCCCUGGUGGCGCCCCCGGCGGCCCGCCUGUAGCUCCGGUCGGUAAUGUGGGCGCCUACAAGCAACUUCUCCAAGCCACCAUUCAAGAGAAAGGACUUCAGAAUUUCUACCCACCAGGCCAUCCCAUGCUCGACCAGAUCGCUAACCGCGCCGCUCAACAAGUCGCUCAGUUGGCCGCGGCCUGGAGGAUCUCUCCUGAAAUAGCCUCGGACAUUGUCAAGUUGGCCCUGUACGACGUGAUCUUGUACAUUGAUGACAGUGGAUCCAUGCAAUUCGAAGAGAAUGGAGAACGUAUUGAUGACCUCAAGUUGAUAUUGUCACGUGUCGCAUUUGCCACCUCCCUCUUCGACGACGAUGGCAUUCAAGUCCGCUUCAUGAACUCUCCUGACCAGGGCAACAACAUUCGCAAUGAGCAGCAAGUCAAUGAGAUGAUUGCGCGUACCCGCUUUUCUGGCCUCACACCCAUGGGUCGCGAAUUACAAAACAAGAUCCUCGGACCUCUUGUACUGGAGAAUGCCCGACGUGGGACCUUGCGCAAGCCCGUGUUGGUCAUCACCAUCACCGAUGGUCAACCUACGGGCGAAAGCUCGUCCGAUGUGGCUAAGAUCAUUGCGGCGGCAUCGAGCGAGUUGGCGCGCAAUCCGCGGUACGGCAAGGGAGCGUUGGCAUUCCAGUUUGCACAAGUCGGCAAUGACCUGAAAGCGAGAGAGUUUCUGGGAAAACUCGAUGAAGAGCCUACUAUCGGUGACAUCAUUGAUUGCACAUCCAACUACGAAGUCGAAGCUGACGAGAUGUCUCGUGCUAAUCCACCUGUCCAGUUGUCCCCCGAACUCUGGCUUAUCAAACUCCUCCUCGGUAGUAUCGACUCGAGCUACGACACCAAAGACGAGAAAGCUGGUGCGAGACCUCCUCAAGGUGGCCCUGGCGGCUAUGGAGGACCUCCAGGCGGUGGUUAUGGUGCUCCACCUCCGGGACAAUAUGGAGGUGCUCCAGGCGGCGGGUAUGGACAACCUCAAGGCGGUUACGGUGGUCCUCCCGGUCAAGGUGGCUAUCCCCCACAGCAGGGCGGCUACGGCCAGCCUCAAGGUGGCUAUGGAGGACAGCAACCGGGCGGUUAUGGACGACCUCCGCAAGGUGGACCACAGGGAGGCUAUCCCCCACAACAGGGUGGCUACGGUGCACCACCACCACCAAGAUACUAG
This is a messenger RNA of Fonsecaea monophora, 4950 nucleotides long. RefSeq lists its product as hypothetical. Bases 1 to 4950 code for a protein of 1649 amino acids. Lineage: Eukaryota; Fungi; Ascomycota; Eurotiomycetes; Chaetothyriales; Herpotrichiellaceae. The transcript is spliced from 8 exons. Gene Ontology annotation, molecular function: protein binding. The record is from RefSeq and is a predicted model, not a curated record.